UCCUUUUCCCUCCGGUUCCUACUUUUCCUUCUGAACUGAAAAUGGAUUCCUACACUCCACUGUUAGAGAAGACUCGAAUACCGCAACCUUCACUCCAGAAGCUCGCAGUCGCCUCAAUCUUCGAGAAAUUCCGCUCGGCGCCGCCGUCUGCUGUCGGACUCGACGCCGUCAGCCGGUGCCUCCGGUCCACCUCCGCGGCGGUGGUCGAUCAGUCGACUCGAGAACUCUGCCGCCUCGUUAAGGACGAGAAAUUCGAUGUCGCCGAUGGAUUGUUGGAGCUGCAGUCCGCGCUCGAGGAUGCAUCCAAUCCACAAUUCGCUGCUGUCUUCACUAAAGCAAUUGGUUUGCUCACUAGACUUGGUUUUGAGCGGAAUCCGUCGUCGUUUCGGUUUUCCUCGUCAGAGAAUCACCCAUUCGUCAAGAUACUUUCUUGUGGGACUGAAGUUCAAGGAGGGCUAAUCAAAGAAGUAGUUGUGUUGAUCAUGAAGUGCAAAUAUCUCGGAAUGGAGGCCGUUUGUGAAUUCUUGGGCCCUUUUCUGAAUUAUUCCUUUAUACAGGUGCCUAUUUCGGGUUCCUGUUCUACAUAUCUGAGGAACUUAGUGUCCACAAUGGCGGCAUUCUGCUGCUCAUCUCCGGAGGAGGCUAUUCCCAUCAUUAAGCUGUUGACGGGUCGUCUCAAAUAUAUUUCAUGUAAGAAUGCCGAAGAGGUUGCAAAUACUUCUGCUAUCUUUGAGUGCUUGGUGGGUGCGUAUCAGGUGGUCUUGAGGCAGUUGGUUAGAAUGGGACUGCUCAUUGACGAAGCUCAACAGUGUGGAUUGGAACUUCUGGAUUCAAUUUUAUUGCUACAUAGGGACUUCUGCAAGUACUCGGGUGGGGUUGAGAAAAUCUUAGAUGCAGUUAGGCACAUAUUGACUGUCCAAAAAGAGCUUGGACUAAACUACUGCACUGGCCAGUCGUCAGUGAUUUUGUCCUUGUUCUCUAUUCUCACUCAAGUGGAGCUUGAGCACGAACAAUACUCUGUACUUAGCCUGGCACUGUUUCUUUUAAGAUGGAAAGGUGAAAAUGAAUACAGGACUGGUGCUUGUCCAAGUGAAUUGAACGAAGAGCUUCUGCUCAUUUUUCCUGUGCUUGCACUUGUUUCAUCUCCAUCCAAAUCUAUUAAACAAACUGCUACAUAUUUGCUUUCAAUAUUGGGAAGGACUGCUACUAAUUUACUGAUUGCUCCAAGGGAGGAACAAGCAGUAGAAGGGAAAAAACUGAUUAUCACCACCCCUGGACACAUUGUUUUUAGGUUCAUAAAGAAUAUAUGUUUUAAGGAUCAACUGUCACUAGAUGGUUUUUACUAUGUCAAUCGCUUCUCUGAUGGAGAUGUAUCUUCUAAUGAAGUGCAUUCUGGACUAAAAGCUUGGAUUUUUUCUUUAAAAGGGUAUUCUUCAGUAAUUACUGCAAAACGGAAAUCCUCUUUAGGGAUGUCUCAUUCUGAGGAAAGCUUUCUAAGUGAAAUGCCUCUCAUACUGUGCUCGGUUGCUGGUGUCUUCCUCAUGCAUCAAACAACAAACUUUGCCAUUGAUCUGUUUACUAUUGGAAGUAAUAUCGAACCUAAACUUGGGGUUCCUUUGUUGCUAGCAGUUCUUUUCUACAAUCAUGUAUGCUCAAAUGCUGGAAAAUAUAACGAUUUUCAUGAUAAGCUGCUUAAACUAUUGGCCUUGCUUCCAUCAGUUGCUUCACAUUCUGCAAUGAUACCUCUGGUACAUCAGGUUCUUCUGCCAAUGCUUCACAAGGAUGUGAAUCCUUUCAUAAAAGCUACUGCAAUACGCUUGAUUUGUAAGACGUGGGAGAUCAAUGACCGUGUCUUUGGGAGCUUGCAGGGAAUGUUGCAUCCAAAUGAACUAGUACUGCACGGCACUGAACGAGGAAUCCGUAUGAGCAUUGCAGUUUCUAUACAAGAUGUUUGCAAAAGAAACCCUGAUAGGGGGGUGGACAUUAUUUUGUCUGUAGCGGCUUGUAUAGAAAACCACGAUCCUUUGGUUCAGUCUGUCGGAUUACAAAGCCUUGCUUAUCUUUGUGAAGCUGAUGUGAUAGAUUUUUAUACUGCCUGGGAUGUGGUUGGAAAACAAACACAGAACUACUCCGAAAAUGCCGCCGUUGCUUACGGGCUGGCUCUUUUCUUGAGAUGGGGGGCAAUGGAUGCCGAAGCAUAUCCCGAAGCUGCUAAAAAUGUUUUGAACAUAUUGUGGAAGAUUGGAACCCAGAUGCAAGUUAGUCACAGUUCUUUGUGGACAAGAGGUCAAGAAGCUGCCUUAAGAGCCUUAAUGCAAUAUGAGGUGGUGCAUAUUCAGAGAAGCAUACCAGAUUUCGGUACCAAGAACAUGGGCUUUCUCUUUUCUCAGACAAAUCCUGAUUUGCUUGCAGCACUAGAAGAGUUUGAAGUCAGACUCAUAAAUUAUGAGCACAUUACGAGGCGAAGAUCUGUAAAGCAGAAAAGGAUUACUGGAUCUCAAAACAAGAUUUUCAAGUUGUUAGAUGUAGUUCCUGAGGUUAUCUUCGGUUCAGGAAGUAACCACAGGAUUAAAAAAUUACCUGGUGCUGCUUUGCUUUGCUUUCCUACUCGUAAAGAUGUGAGAAAUCAGGAAUCAUUAAAAGGAUUACAGGAUGUGAACAGUAAAUAUGAGGAUGCAGCUCUGGAAAUAUCUGGCUCUCUUCUGCUGUCAAGAAAUACUUUGCUUGCCCUUCUCUCUAUGCAAUCAUGGAAACCUUUCAUGGAAAGAUGGUUAAGGUCUUCCAUCAUGGUACUUGAGGCAAAAGCAUAUUUGACCAUGUUGGACAAAACAUCGAAGGCUGCUACUGAUAUUCUGAAGAUCCUGACAAGAUUAGCGGAAGCAGCAAUUCCUCGAUCUUCUGAGAAUAUUGCUCUCGCACUUGGAGCUUUCUGUCUGGCGCUACCUGCAUCAGCACAUGCUGUUCAAUCGAUGGCUUCAAAGUUCUUGUUAAAUUGGUUGUCUCAAUAUGAGCACGAACACCGUCAGUGGUCAGCAGCAAUUUCUCUUGGGUUAAUCUCAAGUUGCCUUCAUGUGACUGAUCAUGAGCAGAAGUUUAAGAAUAUAACUGCACUUCUUGAGGUAGCAUCUUAUAGUAAGAGCACCCUUGUGAAAGGAGCUUGUGGAAUUGGAUUAGGUUUUUCAUGCCAAGGUCUUCUAACUAGAGUUGAUUCUGGGUCUAAUACUCAGUCUGAUAAAGAAACAUACAAGAAUCAGGAAUUGGAAUUACUAAGAAAAAUUGUUAAGACCUUAGUCCAGAUGACGGAUCAAUUCAGUGGAUCUUCAGCUGGUAUUCUAGACAAGCUAGCAGCUUACUUUCCCCUAGGAACAGACGAUUUGUCCUCAUCUAAAGUUGAAGCUCUGGAUGACAAUAUUGAUCAUCUGGAGGAGGAUGCCUGGGGUGCUGCUGGACCUGUCAUUGGUUUAGGGAAUUCUCUUGGGGCAAUAUACAGAGCUGGGUAUCGUGAUGCAGUCCUUUAUUUAAAGUCCCUCAUCAUUUCAUGGAUUCCUAGCGCAAAUGAUUUGUUCCCAAAGCAUGCUGGAGGGGGAACUUGUUUGCCGGUGUUGGCAUUAGGAGCAUGCCUUUCAGUACCAACUGUAGUGUAUUUCUGCCAUAAGGUAGAACUGAUUGAUGAUACUGAAUUGGACCAUCUUGUGAGCAGCUUCAUGGAGCUCAUCUCUGGACUGUUGUCUGUAAAGCAAUCUGAUAAUUUCCUCCAGAACUUGUUAAUGGCAUCUUGUGUUGGAGCUGGAAGCUUCCUUUCAUUGGUUUCAAGUUCAAGGCUGCCCUCUUUAAAGGAGGAGCACGUUAAAGGAUUUCUUGAAUUGUUUAGAAGAACAUACUCGAGUACUCACCUACCAUUUGUUCAACUAGGAGGGAUGCUUGGGGUUGUAAAUGCUGUGGGGGCUGGUGCUGGGACACUGAUUCAACAGUUCCCUUCUUCCUCCUCACCCACCGUGUUCCAGCAAAAGGAACCGUCUCGUGUAUCGGGUUCUCUGGUUUCAAAUAAUGUCCUGGAGGCUGAGUCAACAUCACUAAUUCAAGAGGUAUUUCUUUUCGCACAAAACUCUGAUGAUCCUCAGUCACAGGAGAAUGCAGCAUGGGCAGUUUCAGUUCUCAGGCACUCUGUGUUCUCUAAGGAAGACACAAAUGAUGCUGAGCGUGAUGAUGCCGGUGCCCCUAAGUCUGCCUCUCAGGGAGUUGCUGAAGACACUGUUGUCAUGAAACUCUCUUUGUGGCUUAUGCAGAUAAAUUAUUCAAUGCUUGGCACGGGCGUAAAUACUAGUAUGGUUGCUCUUGUUUUGCGGUGCCUGUCACAUGCUCCACGAUUGCCUGUGAUGGAGUGGGCAGAAAUAUCCAGACGGUGCAUGAAAUACAGUGAUCGAACUGCUGAAAUGCCUUCCCAAGAUAUAGACUUCAGAAAAGGAACCCUGAGGGAGGAGUGCUUUCUAUUCAUUUUGUCUCACGCACACCAGUUUGAUUCACUUCUUGGCUUCAUUGAUGAGUUAUUUGAUGGAGCAAGGUUUAAGACACUCGAGUCAAAUCUGCAAUCACUUAUGCUCUUGCACCUGGCAGAUUUAUUGAAGAUAUUCUCCAAUUCCAGAGUUGCAAAGCUUUUUGAUGACGUUUCUGAUUUCUUGCAUUGGUUUGCUUCUGCUGAUCAAUACAACAAUGAAGAGAAAAUCUCAAUGCGAGUUUCAUGCUGGAAGAGUUUGCAGAUUUGUUUAAACGAAUCUUCAGCUAUUGAAACUCAAGAUUAUGCACAUAAUUUGGAACGGUGCAUGGAAGUUCUCUUUACAAUGUUGCCGUGGUCUCACUCAAGUGUUAAUACUGAAUUAUACCGGAAGAACACCAACGUUGAAUGGACUGAAGCAAUUAGAUGUCUUGGGAAGGCUCAACAAGGCUGGCUAUUGAAAUUCCUGCUGAUUUCUGAUACAAACUUCAAGGAGGAAUGCAACUAUGAAACUUUAAGAAAAGUUAAAGCUAAAGCUGCACUAGUUCGAGUUGGUUCCAUCCCUCUGGCAGAACUUGCAAAACUGAAAGCAUAUAUGUUGGACUCUGAUUCGGAAGUUAUCUGGAACAUUCUGGUAGAAGUCACUGUAACUUUGCAACACUAUGAUGUCAGUGUUAGAAGACAAUGGCUCAGUGACACAGCAGAAAUUCUAUGCGUGACAAGCUACCCCUCAACAGCUCUACGGUUUCUUGGCCUCUUAUCUGGUAGCAGCUCUAAGUAUAUGACCAUUUUGUUUGCUGAUAAGGGAAGUGUCUUGACCGACCUUCCCACUACUCUACCACCUCUCCUCGCAGGCACUGGUUCAGGAAUGGUUGCAGAAUCUGUAGCAUCAUGCCUUUUCAGAGCAAUGGAACGCAUUCAUGAUUGGGCUGGACGAGUAGGGCAGGGUCACUAUCUGCCCGACUCACAACAUAUCAACUCGACUGAGGAAGACACAGCUAUGUUCUUGUUGCAAGUGAUGCAUCAGACGUGUUUUUGUAUGAAGGAGUAUCUGCCGCUAGAUAAACAGGUGAGACUCGCUAACAUGGUUGUCGCUUGAUUGUGGUAAGGCGCCGUCAGCCAAGAAGGAUUGUGGUAAGGCGCCGUCAGCCAAGAAGGAUUUUGGUGCGUUGUUUAUACGUAUUUGUGAAGUCGUGAGACGAUUAUAUCAUUUGUGUCCAUGUACUCAUCUGUUCGUUCAAUUUUGUCAAACUUAAGUCCUUGCAUAAUAUUUACCCUUCUCUUUGUUAAAAUUUGAUAAUGUCAUUUGUGGCCA
Molecule: messenger RNA, 5807 nt
Organism: Salvia miltiorrhiza (redroot sage)
Lineage: Eukaryota; Viridiplantae; Streptophyta; Magnoliopsida; Lamiales; Lamiaceae
Product: protein RST1
Exons: 25
Coding region: 42-5591 (1849 amino acids)
Biological process (GO): regulation of post-transcriptional gene silencing
Source: RefSeq, a predicted model, not a curated record